Molecule: messenger RNA, 570 nt
Organism: Arctia plantaginis
Lineage: Eukaryota; Metazoa; Arthropoda; Insecta; Lepidoptera; Erebidae
Source: the annotation of a GenBank genome assembly
AUGUCUGGGAAGAAAUGCAAGCACUGUGGAUCCUCAGAGAUAGAGGUGGACCCAGCUCGCGGAGAUGCUGUUUGUACAAAUUGUGGAACAGUACUAGAAGACAAUAUUAUUGUAGCAGAAAUUGAAUUUCAAGAGAAUGCCCAUGGUGGUGCUUCAGCAAUAGGCCAGUUUGUGUCUGCAGAGUCUAAAGGAGGUGCUACUGGGUUUGGAAGAGCAUUCAAUGGUGGUAUUGGUCAAGAAUCUAGAGAAAUCACUUUAAGAAAAGCAAGAGAAGGCAUUACAGCGUUGUGCCAACAACUACGUCUCAAUCAGCAGUGUAUAGAUAUUGCAUGCAAUUUCUAUAAAAUGGCUCUAUCACGGCAUCUUACUAUAGGCAGACCUUCAAGCCACACACAGGCCGCCUGUGUGUACAUGACCUGCAGAACUGAGGGGACAGCUCACCUUUUGAUAGAUGUUAGUGAUGCAGUACCAAUAUGUUGUUACCAAGUGGGCCGCACUUACUUCAAGUUGUCCAGAGCACUAUGUAUUAACAUUCCACCAACUGGUAAGUUAAUAAUGUUCAUAAUUUGA